This is a messenger RNA of Rhopalosiphum maidis (corn leaf aphid), 1636 nucleotides long. RefSeq names its product major facilitator superfamily domain-containing protein 6-like. The transcript is spliced from 7 exons. Lineage: Eukaryota; Metazoa; Arthropoda; Insecta; Hemiptera; Aphididae. The record is from RefSeq and is a predicted model, not a curated record. Gene Ontology annotation, cellular component: membrane. Bases 368 to 1600 code for a protein of 410 amino acids.
UUGGAGAUAGUAAGUGAUGUUGUAUUUUUAAUAUACCAAAGUUAAUAUUACGCCUGAACUAUGUUAUCUGCAAUGUUAUAUUUUUGUUAUUCCUAAAAUGUUUAUUUUACGACACUCCAUUUUUCCACCAAAAUUGCAUACAUAACUUUCCAUUUUUCACUAAAAUUAUUAUUAAAAAUACUUUUUUUUUAUUAAAUUCUAGUAAAAAAACUAUUACAGCUCAACAAUUACGACAUUUUCGUCAAAAUAUAUUAUGCAUUGGGCAACUACAUAAAUUAUAAGAAUUGCUCCGAUAAAUCCAUUUUUACCAACUUUAGCUAGACAACGAGGAAUCCCUGUGCUCGUCAUUGGAGUAAUCUUUACGAUUAUGCCUAUUUUCAAUAUAGUUAUAAGACCAAUAGCUGGAUAUAUUACCGAUCGUUGGCACUGUCGUAAACAAGUAUUUUUGGGCGCUUCGCUGUUGAACGCUUUUAUUACUCCACUAAUACAUUUCACGCCCGACUUUACCGAUUAUGGAUAUGCCGAAAACUUGGACAUCAUGACGCACUGGAAAUUUUGGAUUUUUUUUACCACCAUUACAGCGAGGAUGUUGCUUUGGAUGGUGGGAGAUGUUCUUCAAGAUACGAUCUGUUUGGAAAUGUUGGGUGACGACAAAAAGAGUUAUGGAAGACAACGGGUCUGGGGAGCGGUUGGCUGGGGAAUUUCUACACUGUUGGUCGGCGCGUGUGUGGAUUGGUACAGCAUUGACGCAGAACACAAAAACUACUUACCAGCGUAUUUGAUCGCUAUGAUAUUCCUUAUCUGUCAUUUUAUUGUUGCAUUUCAGCUAAACAAAAAUCAAACUUGUACAUCUAAAAGCAUGAAUAAUGAUGUCUUAAAAAUAUUAUGUGAUGUUAAAGUCUACUCAUACCUUGUGUGGGCUGUGUUUGCUGGCAUUUUCACAGCAUACAUUUGGUUUUAUUUAUUUCUGUACAUUGAAGACUUAGCAAACAUUUAUCAUCAAGAACGAUUACCGUGGAUCAAGACUAUACAAGGUUUCUCAGUAACAGUACAAUGUUGUGUAGGAGAAAUUCCAAUUUAUAUCAUGUCAGGAUACAUACUGAAACGCAUUGGACAUAUGACAGCUUUUUCAGUAGCAUUUGCAAUGUUUUCGAUAAAAUUUUUCCUGUAUUCAAUUAUUAAAGAUCCACUUUGGGUAUUGCCAGUAGAGCUGAUUAAUGGUAUAACGUUUGCCUUGGCUUUUGUGGCUGGCAUUUCGUACGCGGCCGAAGUAGCGCCUAGUGGCAGCGCGGGUACUCUUCAAGGCCUAUUCGGCAUGGCUUUUCAUGGAAUAGGUAUAUCAUUUGGUUCGUUCACUGCAGGUUACACGUUUGAACAUAUAGGUAGCUCGGCUUCUUUCAGAUUAUUGAGUUACGUAGCGUUUAUUACGUUUCUAGUCCAACUAUUCGUCAGUCAACUAAUAAUGCGAAUGAGUAGACCCACAGAAAACGGUACCUCAGACGAGCGUACAACAAAAGAAAUCACCACUUGUCCGGAAAACUCAUUUGACUUGGGUUUCACGAACCCAAUACCAGUUACAUCUACCGAUUCUUAUAGUUAACGGAAAUAACUUUGAAUCUCUCUGGUAGUUUUUAUA